UCCAUGUCGCAGAUAAGACAGCCAAAUGUGUCUGUUGUCAGGGCCUAGCUGCCGCGGACUAGCUUUGUAUGCAUGGCCCUACAACAAGUACAAGUCCUAGAAAGAACGAGUGGAUGCCGAAGUUUUUUUUGUCUUGCAAUGCCAAUGACCAGAUGACGGCCCCAGACUUCGACCGGAGAUCUACUCCGCGUAGGGAUUGGAACUUUUGAUUACUCAGACCAACUCAUUCAGCAUCACUAGUUCCCCAAUGGUGGUUCAAUGAUAGGUUUUGCUGAAAGUUAGCUGGCGCUGAGGGAAAUUGUUGACCUGAGACUUGGCGAGGAAGAACUUCAAUACGUGGACACACAACAUUGUGGACAGUCCCAGUUCGGACCAGCAAUAUGGCAGACAAGACUUCAUCAGGGGACGGCGGUGCGCCUGUGUCAUCCAGCUCGUUGUCGCCUAUUGUCACCGAGAUCAACAUUUACCCUAUCAAGUCAUGCAAGGCUGUGUGUGUCGAAUCUAUCACCGUGGACAAGCUAGGCCUGAUGGACGAUCGACGUCUCAUGCUGAUCGACAGCAACAACCGCUUUCUGCACCAGCGCAAGUUUCCCAAGCUGGCCACAGUCAUAGCGGUGGUCAAGCAGAACACACUGCAUCUCUCGGCACCCAACAAGGAGCCGGCCGUCAUUGAGAUAUGCCGGGUGUCGCGUGCAGAUCGACCCGUCCGCAAUGUUGGCGUCUGGCAAGCAACCCUCCCGGCUAUUGACCAGGGUGACGAGGCUGCAGCCUGGUUUCAGUCGAUAUUCGACUCGUCGCAAUCGUUUGCUCGUCUUGUCGCCAUGCCAGAGCUUGACUCGGAAGAGUGUGUUCCUCGGCCAAUCCCGUUCCCGGCCUCGUUUCCCAAGAUCCCAGAUCGGCAAGUGGGUUUCUCCGACUCUGGGCCAAUCUUGGUCCUAUCUGAAGAGUCACUGGCCGAUCUAAAUGCACGAUAUGAAGCUGGCUGGCAACAGUCAGUGCCCAUGACACGUUUCAGACCAAACAUUGUCGUGAAGGGUGGCGGUGUGGAGGCUUUCGACGAAGACAGGUGGCUGGUUGUGCAGAUUGGCUCUGUUCCAUUCAUGGCUUAUCAGAAAGCAACGCGGUGCAAAAUGACCGGUGUUGAUCAGGCGACAGGUGAGGUGGACAAGGUUGGACCACUGGAAGCGCUGAGGACGUAUCGCGCUACACGCGGGCCUGCGCACGCCGAGUUUGGCCAGUUCCUGGUUCCCCUGAAGGUCGGUGGUGCCAUUAACGUCGGCGACGCUGUGAAAGUGCUCGAGUACAAGAAGGCUUGAAGGUGUUGUCCGGCACUACAUGUACGUGCGUGCACGCACCCUCGCCAGAACUCAGUGUCACGUGUGUGGUGGUGCCCAUCCCACAGUCCUACACUUUCCCGAUGGUACGUGUAUCUGGCGGCGUGUGCUUGAUUAUUCAGUGUGCGGUCUUUGUGCCUGGUGUGUCUGGGUGUGUUCCUAUUUGCGUGGAUGGCACCGAGGCCUCAGUGGAGCAGCGCCUUCGUGAUUGUUUCCCGCAAGUUUGCAGUUGUUGAAUGCUUAACAUGCCCGAGGAUGUGCAACUCAUGUUGUGUCUAUCUUGCACCAAUCAGUGCUACUCCUUGACAGUGGAUCUGCUCUUGUAAUAAUAAAAAUAUAUUAAAAAAAAUCAUGGUUCGCGUGAGACUCGGCCAAAGGCCGAGUUUUCAGCAUCCGCAGGAACGCCACCACCCUCUUGGAUCAAGGCGCAGAUGCAGCUCCUAAUAAUAAGAGUCAUGUAAAAUACAUUGGGCACAAGGUAUGCGAUCGAGUCUACCAACUAAACCAGAUUUUGAACAGUCUGCCUUGGAAUGUAGGUUGUGCUCGGCUCGAUGGCGCUCGCCUUCCCCUCUUGGAAUUAGCACUAAUAUCCAUGAACCUUCCAAGUUGGAAGGCCGUUGGCUAGCGCUAUCGAGCAGUGCUCAAGCUGACUUUCAUGCCGUGGAAUGUCUCAGUACUCCCUGUCAGUUUUGCGCUAGAUUGUGACUGUUCAAAAUCUGGUUUAGUUGGUGGACUCGAUCGCAUAACUAGUGCCCACAAUUUCCCAUAUUACAAAUAAUAAUAAUCGUCACCCUUUCGUCCGAAUAUCAAGCACUCUAUUCAGGAAUACUUGUACGUGAAUGCAAAGGUCCAGUCCAUCUA
Sycon ciliatum is the source of this 2195-nucleotide messenger RNA. Its product is annotated as mitochondrial amidoxime reducing component 2-like. Bases 381 to 1316 code for a protein of 311 amino acids. NCBI's taxonomy places the organism in Eukaryota, Metazoa, Porifera, Calcarea, Leucosolenida, Sycettidae. The transcript is spliced from 3 exons. The record is from RefSeq and is a predicted model, not a curated record. Gene Ontology annotation, molecular function: molybdenum ion binding; catalytic activity; pyridoxal phosphate binding.